Lecanosticta acicola is the source of this 1076-nucleotide messenger RNA. The record is from the annotation of a GenBank genome assembly. Lineage: Eukaryota; Fungi; Ascomycota; Dothideomycetes; Mycosphaerellales; Mycosphaerellaceae.
AUGGCUCUACGGACUCUCCUUCGAACGCUUCCGGCGUUGCGACCACUGCUCAUUCAACCCGCAUCGAGAGCUCUCUAUCACUCCUACGAGCACGUCGAGCCACCUCCGUAUCGCGAGACCGAGUCCGCAAUUCUCUCCUCUGCUCUGGCGCAUGUUCCUGUCCAUGGCUUCACGCAGCAAGCCUUGACACUCGGAGCGAAAGAUGCAGGCUACUUGGACAUUUCCACAAAUCUGUUCCCCAGAGGAGCAUACGAUCUGGUGCUAUACCAUCUCGUGUCCCAAAGACUCGCUCUGAAGGAUCGCAUACAUUUCUCGGAGGACAUCGGUGUGGGCCGCAAGGUCCGUAGCCUCAUAUUGGAGCGCCUACGUGCGAAUGUGGACGCAGGCGUCGUUGGACGGUGGCAAGAAGCAUUGGGUCUGAUGUCCCUUGCAGAGAAUAUACCACCGUCUCUGAAAGAGCUGGGCCUAUUGGCUGAUGAGAUGUGGUUUCUGGCUGGGGAUGUCUCGGUGGAUGCCUCGUGGUAUACGAAGAGAGCUUCUUUGAGUGGAAUCUAUGCUACGACUGAAGUCUUUCAGACAACAGAUCAGAGCACGGAUUUCAAGGACACAGAGGAGUUUCUCGAUCGUCGGAUGGAGGAGCUGAGGACCGUCGCAGGAGCCAUGAGCAGUACAUUGGAAUGGCUGGGCUUUCAGGGAGGUGCAAUGGUCAAUUUACUGAGGAAUAAGGGAGUAAGAAUAUGAGGAAGAUAAUAUACUACUAGGGACUCAUUUGUCACCCAUUGCUUCUCUGUCGGAUCUGACAGCUUCGCUAGCGGACUUUUGGAGAGCAUUCUUAUCGAGACAUGCUGAAUAAUACCUGCUGCUCACAACCGAGACACAUUCGCAAGGACCCGGAUCAAUGCAUGGCAAAGAUGGCCAAGAUCGGCCAGACCAAGUCUACUGCACCACCCCCAUUCCGAUUCCAGGACCUCCCAUCCGAGCUUCGUCUGUCAGUGCACCGUGAGCUACUGGUCCGCGGCGACUUCGAUUCGGAACCUCGCUAUCCGGCCAUCACCACUGUCUCAAAAGCCAAUUAA